This is a messenger RNA of Coregonus sp. 'balchen', 8985 nucleotides long. The record is from the annotation of a GenBank genome assembly. Lineage: Eukaryota; Metazoa; Chordata; Actinopteri; Salmoniformes; Salmonidae.
AUGGCAGCGGCGGCCCGCAGACGCCAUGGCAACAUGCCCCAAAGGCGGGCGACUUUGUUGCCGCGGGGGUUCCAGCGCUCCAUGGCCAAACAGGUGACAUCGACAGCACCGGAGAGACGGCCUACUGGGAUGACUGAGCCUACUGGCCCAAACAUGGUAACCACAGCAGGGGCACCGAGGCAGACAACACAGCAGGUAAUAUGGAAAGGGGGGAGGGGGGAGAGAAAGGGGUGUAGAAAAGAGAGAGAGAAGGGUAGAGAUAAGAAUGUAGAGCCAUAAAGAUGUAGAAAGGGGCAGAGGGGGAUCGAAAGAAAUAGAGAAUUGGAGAGAAAGUGAGAGAUGGCCAUUUUAUGUGUUUUGUGCAUGGACUUUGUAGAAAGUGUUACACCAAUUAGGUUGACAGGAAGUUGAAGUGUUGGAGAGUUUCUCUUACUCUGAUAAUACUGGUCCAUCUUUGUCUGUCUCCCUGUAGCCUGGCACUAUUCAGUCCUGUGGGAUAGAAAUGGGGCCAGGUUGGACAUUUAUCUGCAAAAACAAGAUGUCCCCCUCAUCCCCUCAGCAGCGUCAAAGUCACCCUGACCCACCCAUCGCUCCUUUGACAGUCUGCCAGACAGAGCCCGACAUACAGAGUUCUUAUGGUUGUACCCUAAGAUAUCAUAAAGUAAUUAAGUACAGCGGUAUGCCAAAGUUGCUGCUCUCAUAAAUGUACACUUCUCUCCUCAGGAUGGGUCCAUAGUGGGAAGAACAGAGAGGCUGAUGGGAAAGACAGAACUACAGCAGCUUCACUGGAGAGAAUCAGGUAGGCCAAGUCAGUUUCAGAAAAUAAUGACAUCCCUUGGAUAGUAAUGCUCAGUCUUAUGCGUUCGCUCAGACCUAAUGUGUCCAUUUUAGGACAGAGCCAACUCCAAGUCAUCCACUUACCUUCCAUGGAUGUGUGGCUGUUCUAAUAUGGACACCGUACAAACCAAAACAGGAUUUUCAAGACCUGAUUAGCAACAGUUAAUCAGUGAAGUGAAUGCAGAUUAAAUAUGACCAUAAGUGCUGAUGAAAGGGACUGGUAAUUUGCUAGCAACUUACAUAGCAACGAGACCUGGCUGAGACAAGCAAAAACAGUAAAGCGAAACUGACAGACAUUUCAACUGACUUUUUUAAUACAUUGGCAUUGACAUCAAAUGCCCACACUGGUCUUGUAAUAUCAACAUAUUAAAAUUCAAAUAACUACACAGCAAAUUGGCCAGUGUUACUUUGUAGCAUAUUAGGUUUAAGAAAAGACCUGGUAGACUAAGGCCAUUUUCCAUAUCCUCAGGAUCCAUCCAGAGUCCCAGAGGAUUCUGGGCAGUUCCUGUGUAGCCACUGUGCGUCUGGAGCGUCUGAGGAUCAAACUUGACCCAGGACAGUCAGUUGCCCUGUCAAUGGUACAGCCACUGGUGUCUUUGGUGUCAUUGUUACGCCAACCACACUCAGAGUUGCUGACUGAGGACGCUGUGGCCUCUCUGCCGGCGGUCAUGACCCGAGAGGAGCAUGUCCAACAGGUACAGACCAUAGAGUUGGAUAGAGGGCGCACUUGCCACAAAGCCUGCAUGCUUUACCAUGAAAUAUUACCAUAGGUGCUGAUGAAAGGGACUGGUAAUUUGCUAGCAACAUACGUAGCAACAAGACCUGCAGCGCCAUUGAGGACUUUCAACAUUUUGAAGCCGUCAACUGGGUGGGACUUCGUAUGGGUAAACAAGUGAUCACAGAAUUCCAUACGAGUCAGCCGGAGGGAUCAGCCAAUUAAUUAAAGCCCUGAGCAAACAUUCCAUCACUGCAUGUGGCAGUAAAUCACCAACCUUGGCUUUAUGCCUGUUCUGACAGCAUCGAUCCAGAUGGCACUAUUCACCCUUUCAGUUUGUUUAGUGACUGACAAUAAACUCCUAGAAGUUGAAAAAGAAGGAAUUGUCUACUUUAAAAUAGCCCUCAAUGGUGCUGCACAUGCUGUCACAGAAGUCAUUAUGGCAAAGAUGCAAAGAAGGGUCCUGUAUCUACCUCUACAGAUUCACCUGGUUCCCCACAUAUUUUAUCAUGUUUCGAUACAGUGUAACAAAUACAUCAGUGCUUUAAAAUGUCCUACUGUAUUAGACGAGUCAGACGUUUAAUUCCUAAAUCAGGGUUUGACGUCAGUGAAAGAGUCGCAUCAAUGGACGUUUCUCCAGUUAGGAUUCGGCCACCUCAAAUCAAACUGGGUUAGAGAGGUCACACAGUUACAGUUAUUGCCUGGGAUUCAACGUUUGAAAUGGCUUUCCUCCAUGACCAUCAACCAAGCUGAUCUGUCCCUGUCCCAUAGAGUAAUGUGUUUAUUGGCCAAUUCUAUACAUUUGACUUGAUGUUCCUGUUUGUCUUCUAUUUGAAGACAGGGUCCAGUCUGGAUAUGCAGCAGAGUUCAGAGAACAGAGAAGAAGAGUCAUCUGGAUCAGAAUCAGGGGCCUCAGGGAUGGAGCCGACACAAAUACAGGGGCCCCUCUGGACUGAACCACCACAACUUCAGGAGAGACCUGUACCCCCAUCGCCCCCUAUAGGACACCUUCAGGAGAGACCUGCACCCCCAUCGCCCCCUAUAGGACAAGCACCAGAAUCAGAUCUAGUACUGGACUUGGAGUCUGAAUCUGAGUCUGAAUUGGUUCCGGGUCUGAAAUCUGGCUCCGAUUCAGAUUCAUUGGAAAUGGAAUCAGACCUGGAGCCAGAACCAACGUCAGAACUGAAUCUGUCAAUGGAGUUGGAUCCAAAGUCGGAAUCAGAAACAAAACUGGAAUCCGAUUGGGAACCUGCAGAUGGGGAGGACAGUAAGGUGGGUCAUGUGGAGCAGUGUGCACCCAUCGAUGGGUCUAUAGUGUCCCAGGAGCCACCUGAGAAGGAGGAAGGGGCAGCAGGGAUGGAGAGUGAGGAUUUCUGUGCGGUGUGCUUCAAUGGGGGCGACUUGCUGUGCUGCGAUGGCUGCCCUAAGGUCUACCACCUCUCCUGCCACAUACCACCCCUCCAAAGCUCCCCGCUGUAUGUAUUAAGAUGCCAUUGUCGGUGUUUAUUAACAUUUUAUAAUGAUUUCUUCUAAACAUUUUUCCAAUUAGAGCUUCACAUCCUUUGAAUUUUAGUGUAUCCCACACAUUUUACAUGUGGGGAUACAAUUUCAUUAAUGUGUAGUAUACUGUAGCGCAGACCCGGCGCCAAAACAAAUCAGUUGGACGUGCCUUUGAUUUCCAUAGGCGGGCCCGUUUUUUCACGGAACCUCCUAUGUGUGCACGCGCUUGCACUCAUUUUUUAGCAAAGACAAUAGGCAGCUGGUGAGUUUCAAGUUUGGGGAAGCUUACAAUUUAUACUACCUUUUCUACCAAUCUGCGUGCCAGUUAUGAUUAUUUUAUAUGCAGAUUUUCGUGGAACAGUUUCAUUUCAAUAAUAACGUUUUCGUUUCUCAAAAUCAUUGUCACAUGGUUAAAAAUAAAAAUCUGAAGUAAAAUGAUAAAAAUCUAAAAGUUAAAAUUCAGCUAUGGCGAGAGCACUAGCCUCUGCCAUAUGGACACAUUGAUACACUGUGAUCCAUUGGCAGCUAAAGAAAUUAGCGCAUAGAACUCAGAGAUAGCCUAUAGGCCAAUGCAGCAGUAGGCCUAUAAUGCCCAUCAACUAAGUAAAAUACAUAGGCCUAAAGCUGACAAAUAAAAAAGUAGAACAUAUCCUGAUGAAAAUUCCAGUUCUUUCAAUCACAUUUAUCUCUCUUUUCUGCCUGUCUGCAUUCCUUUCUAUCUGUCUUGACUUGAGCUAUUGCUAGUGAAGUUCAACAUUGUAUCAAAUCAUCACAGGUUCCUGCCUGAAGAAGCAGUCGUUAACGAACUUGCAACAUUGUAUCAACUAGCCUAUUCCGGGCCCUUAAAGUUUCCUGCACCAGUGAGUGAGCUCGGGACAGAAAGCUGUUUUAAAUAACGUUUCCACUGGAAUACUGUAGGCUAUGGGAUCAUCAGAUCAUGAUACACUACAUGACCAAAGGUAUGGGUACCACCGUGCUUGUCUGGUCCACGAUCGUCGAGGAGGAGGAGGACCCAGGCGCAGCGUGAUAGUCGUACAUCUUACUUUAUUAAGUGCACACACGGACAAACAAAACAACAAACGAAUACGUGAAGGUCCACCGGUACUACACAAAACCAAAAAGGAACAAGAUCCCACAAAACACUGUGGGGAAAACUGGCUGCUAAGAAUGGCCUCCCAAUCAGAGACAACAAGCAACAGCUGAUACUCGUUGCCUCUGAUUGAGAACCACACUGGCCAACAUAGAAACACAAUACUAGAAUAGAACGUAGAACCAAAACACAUAGACUCUACACACCCUGGCUCAACAUAUUAGAGUCCCCAGAGCCAGGGUGUGACAUUGUCGAACAUCUAAUUCCAAAAUCAUGGGCAUUGAUAUGGAGUUGGUCCCCCCUUUGCUGUUAUAACAGCCUCCACGCUUUUGGGAAGGCUUUCCACUAGAUGUUGGAACAUUGCUGCGGGGACUGAUGUUGGGUGAUUAGGCCUGGCUCGCAGUCAGCGUACCAAUUCCUCCCAAAGGUGUUUGACGGGGUUGAGGUCAGGGCUCUGUGCAGGCCUGUCAAGUUCUUCCACACCGAUCUCGACAAACCAUUUCUGUCUGGACAUCGCUUUGUGCACGGGGGCAUUGUCAUGCUGAAACAGGAAAGGGCCUUUCCCAAACUGUUGCGACAAAGUUGGAAGCACAGAAUCCUCUAGAAUGUCAUUGUAUGCUGUAGCGUUAAGAUUUCCCUUCACUGGAACUAAGGAGCCCGAACCAUGAAAAACAGCCCCAGACCAUUAUUCCUCCUCCACCAAACUUUACAGUUGGCACUAUGCAUUCGGGCAGGUAGCGUUCUCCUGGCAUCCGCCAAACCCAGAUUUGUCUGUCGGACUGCCAGAUGGUGAAUCAUGAUUCAUCACCAGAGAACACGUUUUCACUGCUCCAGAGUCCAAUGGCGGUAAGCUUUACACCAUUCCAGCCGACAAUUGGCAUUGAGCAUGGUGAUCUUAGGCUUGUGUGUGGCUGCUUGGCCACGGAAACCCAUUUCAUGAAGCUCCCGACAAACAGUUAUUGUGCUGAUGUUGCUUCUAGAGGCAAUUUGGAACUCGGUAGUGAGUGUUGCAACCGAGGCAGAUGAUUUUUACGUGCUACACGCUUCAGCACUCGGCGGUCCCGUUCUGUGAGCCAUUGUUACUCCUAGAUGUUUCCACUUCACAAUAACAACACUUACAGUUGACAAGGGCAGCUCUAGCAGGGCAUACAUUUGACAAACUGACUUGUUUUAAAGGUGGCAUCCUAUGAUGGUUCCACGCUGAAAGUCACUGAGCUCUUCAGUACGGGCCAUUCUACUGCUAAUGAUUGUCUAUGGAGAUUGUAUGGCUGUGUGCUCGAUUUUAUACACCUGUCAGCAACAGGUGUGGCUGAAAUAGCUAAAUCCACUCAUUUGAAUGGGUGUCCACAUACUUUUGGCCAUUUGUAUUUUUCUCUUUCACACCGAGGCUUGGUGAUUAUCGAGGCCGGGAGUGUUAUAAAUAUUUAUCAAAUACUGAGGAACUAUAAUUUGCAAAUAAUGUUACAAAAAACAGAGUUUUUUUUACUUGUGUGAGGCGAAGAAAAAAUGACUGAGAAGCUCAGCUCAUUAGUGGUGGACGUGGUGAGUUAAGACCAGACAUCAAAACAUUUUUUCAAAACAAUGAGGCUGAUGCAACAGAUCAGAACGUUUAGCUUAAAAUGUUGAAACACUAUUAGGCUAUUUCUUCACAUUAUACACGCAGCAAUGCGUACACAGCAGCAUAGGCUAUAAAUGGGAAUAUUCCAAAAUGCAAUUAGCGGGAAAACGCCGUUCUCCAAAACACACCGCAUGUGUUGUUAAUAUGACUAGGAUUAUGUAUUUGGGUGCUGGACAACGAAAGAAAGCUGAGAACAUGAGAGAAAUACAGGUUUUAAUGGCAUUUGAGGAAGUGUUUAUAAAAUAAUCCCUUUAACAUUCCUAUGGUCGGAACACGGUAAAAUAUGCCUCAUAAAAUGACAAGUCCAGAUUUCAAACAAUUACGUUUAUGGUUAAAUCCUUUUAAAACGUUCAGAUUGCAAGGUGUGUGAUGUUGCGGUGCGCAACAGGCACCGGCCUUUCUCUCCUAUCUGAACAGUGCCUUAAGUAUGACAGAAUCAAGCCUUUAGAAAUUAAUAUUAAUUAUCCGACCUACAUUAUAUUUGUUAAAUAUGACUGGCGAUUAGCCUAUAUAUAUUUAAUUAAAAGUGUCAUGUCAGCAUCUGUCUGGACAUGACAGAAUAACCAAUACGCAUAGGCUAUCACCUACAAUUUGGCAUGUAGGCUAAUUAUGUAUAUUUACACACACUUAUGUUUUUCUUAACAGAAUAGCUAGUGUUAACAAAUUAGCUAUUUUGGUUAAUAACCUUGGUGCCCUAGCAGAUUGAGCACUUCUUGACGGCCAUUUAAUGGCCUUGCCCCUAAAAUCACGAAAUUCCAGAAAUCCUAAAUCAGACAUUGCAAAAUGGGCACUUUCCUACAUUUGCAUGCAGCAGGCCAGUUAGGGCUACUUCUAUGCGUGCUCAGGCGCGCGCGUUCCCUCAACGUUAUCAGGACAGCACUCCAAACAAAAGACAAAGAAAAUAUUAACAAAACUCGUAAUGGUUAUGAAUAAACCAAAACUUGUUUCUCACAAGUGUAGCAGGUUGUGAACUCUGCACAUAAUUUGGGCGAGAGUGAGCCCUCUCGCUUCGCGUCUUCCUCUCUGCUGAAACACUCUCGAUUGAUUAGUCUUUCUGUCGGCGUGCAUCUCGGUCAAAUACAUGAUCAAUAUUUAAAUAUUUUAUUUGGACUGGCACAGAGGUACGGUAGUGCGGGCCAGGCCCCCAAAGGCCCCGCCCAUAACGCCGGCCCUGCUGUAGUUUAAAACAAAACCAGUCUUGAGUUGGCAUUGUUGACAAUGUUCACAGAGCAACAAUAUAUGUUAUGUAACCAAUAACCAUACUGACAGUUUAUGUAAUACCGAAAGCCUCUGGAUUAGAUGAGGAAAUGGAACAAAUAUGAAUCUGACCGUCUCUCUCUCUCUGUCCCACAGGGGCGACUGGGUGUGCACAUUGUGCCGGAGUGACCAAGACCCUGGGGUGGGGUAUGACUGUGAGACCAUACACACCUCUACAGACCACCAGGGGGCAGGCACACCCUACACACUGUCAAGCCAAAACCAAAGAGUGGGUUAUGAUGAUGAUGAUGAUCUUGACUGUAUCUGUUAGGACAUUCUUUCCAUGUCAUACAGCAAGCAAGCAUACAAGUAUUCACAUAGACAGAUUUACAGCACAUCACAAACAUUACACAUACGUUAAAGGAGUCCAGAUAAGAGCCAGCUACAGUAUCUCUUUAUGAUUAGGGACUAUCAUGGUAUAAUCAAAUCAAGAUUUAUUUGUCACAUGCGCCGAAUACAUUACAUUUACAUUUGACAUUUUAGUCAUUUAGCAGACACUCUUAUCCAGAGCGACUUACAGUUAGGGAGUGCAUACAUACUUUUUUUAUUUUUCAUACUGGCCCCCCAUGGGAAAUGAACCCACAACCCUGGCGUUGCAAACGCCAUGCUCUACCAACAUCCCUAGAUGUAGACCUUACCUGUGAAAUGCUUACUUACAAGCCCUUAACCAUCAACUAAGGUAAAAAAUAAUAAGUCACAAAAUAACAAUAACGAGGCUGUAUACAGGAAGUACCAGUAUCGAGUCAAUGUGCAGGGACAGGUUAGUCCAGGUAGUUUGUACAUGUAGGUAGGGGUAAAGUGACUAUGCAUAGAUAAUAAACAGCGAGUAGCAGCAGUGUAAAAACAAAUGGAGGAGGGGGGGGGGUUCAAUGUAAAUAGUCCGGGUGGCCAUUUGAUUAAUUGUUCAGCAGUCUUAGAGCCUUUUGGUCCUAGACUUGGUGCUCCAGUACCGCUUGCUGUGCGGUAGCAGAGAAAACAGUCUAUGACUUGGGUGACUGGAGUCUUUGACAAAAGAGGGGAAUAGUGGGGUUCAGUAUGAUUUAGUUAUGUGUAUCUCUUUCUUUGCAGAGGUGUGAGAAGCUUACUCUUCUGCUGUCCAGCCACAUUCUCAGUGCUCCAUUCCAGGAGCCUGUCAGCCCACUGGUAAUAAGGCACUAAUCAUCUUCCUCCAAGUCUAUUGACGUAUCUUCCUCUAUUCAUGUCAUUUGUAUGGGACAAUGCCAACAAUACUCUGUGCUUCAAUGCUGUAAAUUAAAAGAGAGAAUAUCUCAUUCAAUAUGAUAUGGUAUGAUAUGUUGGGAUAAAAUGUAAUCGACUCUGUGAUUGGGCUCCAGGCUCGUCAUUACUACCAGAUCAUUAAGAGGCCGAUGGACCUAUCAGUGAUCAGGAGGAAGCUGGACCAGAGGAACACUCUUCACUACUUCACAGCCCAGCAGUUUGUGGACGACGUCCUGCUCAUGUUCAGGAACUGUGCAACGUUCAAUUACGUAGGUCAAAUCCAUAUUAAUUAAAUCAUUAUUUUGUUAGUUAUUUUAAAUAUUUUAAUGGUAAGACAAGGUACAUAAUAUUCAAUUUCCAGAAACUAAAACUAUACCUAUCUUUUGUCUUGCCAAUAAGCCAUAGGGAUUUCCCCAUAGACAUAAAGGAGCCUGGAACACAGCUAUUGAAUUUUUUAGUUUUUUACGUAAAUUCUCCUUCAUUGUGUUGAGAGUUGAACUCUGCAGCUCCCUUCAUGACAUCUGACCUCUUGACCUCUAGCCGGACUCGGAGGUCGCCAACGCAGGUCGUAACCUGGAGGUCUUCUUCCUGUCCAAGCUGAGGGAGGUGUUUCCCAGCCAAGCCUUUCCCACGCAGACCCAGGACAGAGCGAACAGGACCAGUCUCGCUUGGCUGAACAGGAAAAGGAGGGACUACCACAGGAAGAAGAAACGAGGUCACUUCCUUGAUGGGAAGAGACAUCACUUCUGA